Molecule: messenger RNA, 417 nt
Organism: Lathyrus sativus (Indian pea)
Lineage: Eukaryota; Viridiplantae; Streptophyta; Magnoliopsida; Fabales; Fabaceae
Source: the annotation of a GenBank genome assembly
AUGGGAAACUGCUUCACAAACAACAAAAUAUUAGCACAAGAUGAUCAUGAAAGCUACAAUAAUCAAGCAAAAGUUGAGGAGAUGAAAACAUCUUCAUCGUCGAAGUUCGAGCCGCAGCCGAGGAAAGAAAAAUGCAUGAAGAAGAAUAAGAAAGUAAGGUUUGAAAUACAAAAUGAUGAAGAAGUUGAUAGAAGAAGUGAUGGUAAUAAUUCUAGAAAUGUGAGGAGGAUUAGAGUGGUGAUGACUCAAGAAGAGUUGAAAAAGAUGUUGAGUUGCAAAGAUGAAUAUGAGAACACUACAUUGGAGCAAUUACUUGGUGUUAUGAGGUUAAGAGGAGUGAAAAUUUGUAAACAUGAUUUGGGUGUCGAUUCUUGGAAGCCUACUUUAGAAAGCAUUCCAGAAGAUCGAUUAAUUUAG